AUGCAGGAUCAAGCGCGAUACUGGUGGAAGUUACUCUAUGUUGCUGACGCCAAAGGUAUAAUUGCCGGCUUGGCUGCGCACUCUGGUCAAAUAUCGGUCGGACUAUCGCAAGGAUUCAGUGCGAUAUUAGUGCCAAAAUUGUUGAAAUCUAAUUUUGCGGGCAUCAAUGAAGCAUCAUGGGUAGCUUCAUUGGGGGUAAUUUCAAAUCCAUUGGGGGCAUUUAUUGCCGGGAUAACUGCGGAGUGCAUGGGUAGACGCUCGGCAAUAGCAUUGGCGACAUUGCCUCAUGUUACCGGUUGGUUACUUAUCGCAUUCGCGCAUGACGUACCGACAUUAUACGCUGGAAGAUUUAUUGGCGGCAUCGGUACUGGGAUGGCUAAUGCUCUGUAUUUAUACGUAACUGAGGCAGCAGCUCCACACCAAAGAGCCUGGUUAGCGUCAGCGGGCCCAAUUCUGGUAUCCUUUGGAGUCUUAGGAAUUUAUGCGCUUGGUGCUUUGACAACUUGGCACAGUAGUGCUGCGAUAAGUAUAAUUCCAGCAAUAAUUUCGUUAACUCUUACUAGAGUAAUACCUGAGUCACCAGCAUGGUUAGUCCGCAAAAAUCGGCUGAAUGAGGCCAAACAAGCAUUGUUGUGGCUUCGAGGCCCUGGAUUGGAUUGUGAAGACGAAUACAAGCAACUAUGCACAUCAAGUAUUAAACAGUCGGAGAAAAAGUCUGAAAAUUUAUUAAAAGUGAUCAAAACAAUAUGGAAACCAUUUAUAAUCUUGUUUUUAUUCUUCGCGCUUCAACAGAUGUGUGGUAUUUACGUAAUUUUGUUUUACGCAGUAAAUUUUUUAAAAGACAUCGGCACAGAUAUUGACGAAUACGUCGCUAGUGUUGGGAUAAGUAUAAUACGACUUGCGGCAGCUAUUCUAGGAGCGGGCUUGGCCAACCAUUUUGGCAGGAAAAGCCUCGCAUGCACCAGUGGAUUGGGCAUGGCUUUGUCAUCUGGUGGAAUCGCACUUGCUAUAAAGUAUCAAGGGAUACCUAAAUGGGUGCCAUUGAUAUGUAUUGCACUUCACGUUGCAUUUUCGAUGAUAGGCUAUCUCACUCUACCUUGGGUGAUGACAUCCGAAUUGUAUCCCCUGCAAUAUCGCAGCACUGCUGGAGGAUUAACGACAGCGAUUGCACAAGUUAUGACUUUUGCUGCUGUAAAAUUCUAUCCGCAUAUGAAUAGCUUGAUCGGAUUUGAAGCAACUUUGUAUAUUUUCACAGUAGCGGCUUUGGUCGGUGCAUUAUUUGCCAGCUUCAUUUUGCCUGAAACUAAAGGCAAAAGUUUGGAAGAAAUUGGCAAAGGAUUUUCGUCGUCGAAUCUGCAAAAUAAUGUCAAUAGUAGUAUUAUUGUUUCUGAUAGAUUUUCAACGAUACCUGAUGAUAAGUAUGUGAUCUAUCCAAAUGAUAUUGUUGUGCCUAAAGAGUACAAUAACUUAGGAAUGGAUUUGAGUGAUGAAAAAGACGUUGUAUUGAGUUCUAAUGCUGUAGGAAGCAAUUCGGAUACUAGGGAUGUUGGAGUUUUCAAAAUUUCUACUUUAGAACAUGGUUUUAUUUGA
Cotesia congregata is the source of this 1590-nucleotide messenger RNA. Lineage: Eukaryota; Metazoa; Arthropoda; Insecta; Hymenoptera; Braconidae. The record is from the annotation of a GenBank genome assembly.